AUGUACGCUUUAUCGUAUCGUUAAUACAAUGCAACUAUUCUGCGUGUAUAUACAUACAACAUGCACGCCACAAAUAUAAUAGAAUUCGUAAAAGUGACGUUUAAUAUAUUAAGAGUAUCGUCUCAUGCUAUUAAAAGAAUAAUACAUGACUAAAAUGAUAUCUCUUUUAAUUGUUAAUAAUUUCUAGUUGAUAUCUAAUUUACGUAAUGAACUAAUCACCGAUAUUUGACAAUAAUUUGUAUUGAUAAUGCCAUGACGGUCUCAAAUCCCCUUAUUAAAGAAUUGAAAGGCUGGACAAGAAAAUUAACUGAAAGUAACAUUGAGAUCGACGAAGAAAAUAAAGACCUGCCUUUCUUUUUUAAAUGUUUAGAAAGAUGUUUCCAGAAAGGUAUAUUGAUGCGUUUAAAUCCCAUAGGAUUUCCAAAAUUACCCGAUGCUUGGUAUUGGAUGGAAGAAAUUGCAGAAAAACAUUUUAGUUCCUCUUGUACCUAUUCUUUGGUAGUCGAACAAGUUACACAAAAUCCAAAAGUGUAUACACCUACUGGGCAUCUCAGGCUUUUAAUUAAAACAUGUUUAAUGCGAAAGUGCCUUCAUAUGCCAGUUGAAAUGCUAGUCAGAACACCAUUAAUGGCUACUGAUUAUUAUGAUAAAAACAGUAUUCUGGGUGAUAAUAUUCUUGGAGAAAUAUUUUUAUCAGUAUUACUGCAAAGCAGUAAAUUAAAUUUCAAGUUAAAUUUACGGAAUUGUAGUUUUUUGGAUGAAUCUUGGCAAUUACCAGAAUGUUUAGCAUUGGAAUUAGUACCAUGUAAAAGCUUAGGUAUUUCUGUAUGUUUUACCAAAGGGAGAGCUUUAAUAGUUAAUUUAGAUAAAAACUCUGUAGCUGCAGAAGAUGAUAAAGUUGAAAUUGGAGAUAUAUUAGAUGAAAUAAAUGGAAAUGCUAUAACAUCUAAUACCAAAGGACAAUUACGUAAAUUUAUGAGAAAAACUAUAGGUCAACCAGUAUAUUUAUAUGUAAUUAAGCACCGCAAUAAAUCAACCUGUGAAUUAUAUGCACCAAUUGUUCAUCUUAUAAGAAGCUCGGGUAUUGAGGGAUUAAAACAGAUAUUAAAAAGAUUUAAUUCUGAAAUACAAGAUGAGAAUGAGAAAACUGAAAUGAUUAAGCUACAAAGUAAAUCAUUAAAUGCUGGAUUUUCUGUUAAAUACUGUGGUUCAAUAUAUAUUGGUACAAAAGGCGAUGUUAAACAAAUUGAAAGAGCAAUUCUGCAAGUACUAAAGUCAGAAGAAGUGAAGUCAGUGCCUGUGAAGUUUGAAUGUUUAGAACUAGGAAUUAGGGUGACUCAGGAUUCGAAUGAUGCAAUAAUAUGUAAACAGAGUUACAUGGAAAUUUCAUCUUGUGGUCGUACUGGAAACAUUCCUAAUUAUUUUGCAUUUAUUGCAGGAGACACUAAUUGCAAUUUAGCAACCAAAUUUGAUGCAUAUGUCUUUUAUCAUCAAAAUGAAAGCGAAGUGCAAACUAUAUUGCAAAGUUUGGGUCAAGGAUUCCAACGCACUCAUUUUGCAGUUUAAUGAUUUUAAACAAGAGAGAUUUAUACAGAAUUAUUCUUUGACAUUUAAAUCGAACUUUAUGUAAUAAUAUGUUCCCAAAACGUUUCUAUUCACGUUUCUAUCUAGUCAAUUCCAAAUGAA
Molecule: messenger RNA, 1686 nt
Organism: Bombus terrestris (buff-tailed bumblebee)
Lineage: Eukaryota; Metazoa; Arthropoda; Insecta; Hymenoptera; Apidae
Exons: 9
Coding region: 253-1566 (437 amino acids)
Molecular function (GO): protein binding
Source: RefSeq, a predicted model, not a curated record